Messenger RNA from Colletotrichum orchidophilum, 525 nucleotides. RefSeq lists its product as uncharacterized. Lineage: Eukaryota; Fungi; Ascomycota; Sordariomycetes; Glomerellales; Glomerellaceae. The transcript has 2 exons. The record is from RefSeq and is a predicted model, not a curated record. The coding region runs from base 1 to 525 and encodes 174 amino acids.
AUGCCUGUUCCUCCGCUCUCUACGGGCAUCAGAUCAGGCUCUUCGUCCGUUGCUACCACCAGCGCCGCUUCCUCCUCCACCUCCACGUUCGUAUCCACCUCGAGCUUCACCAGCGAUGGCAGCACCUUCGUCACAACCAUCAGCUCUACUUCCGAGGGCAUCACUAGCAUCCCAACCACGUCCACCGUUGAUACUCAGACUUUUUAUCCAGCUCCAGCGCCUCUGCAUCCUCCAGCUGGUCUGCCUCCUCCAGGCCCUUCUGUUGCGCACCUUGCUGGCCAUCCCCCCACGAACCCUUAUAUAUCGUUUUUGACUCCCGUCAAAUCUGCUCAGGCCCCUGCCGGUCAGCUCCCUGUCAACACUCCUGCCGGCCUGCUUUCUGCCAACCCCACGGCACUCGGGGUACCGACAGGCGGUGCCACGCCUCCCGCUGUUACUGUUGCCGGUCCCACCAGACCUGUCCUCUUGUACAGUUUCAUCGGUAUGGCUCUGAUUGCAGCUGCUGGAGUUGUCUUUAUGUUGUAA